AUGGGCCCCCUGUCGGCGCGGCUGCUGAUGCAGCGGGGGCGACCCAAGAGCGACCGGCUGGGGAAGAUCCGGAGCCUGGACCUGUCCGGGCUGAAGCUGCUGUCCGAGCACUUGGACCCCAAGCUCCUGAGCCGCCUGACGCAGCUGCAAGAGCUGGACCUCUCCAACAACCAGCUGGAGACGCUGCCCACCAACCUGGGCCUGCCCCACCUGCGCAUCCUCCGCUGCGCCAACAACCAGCUGGGGGACGUCUCGGCCUUGUGCCAGUUCCCACAGCUGGAGGAGCUCAGCCUGGAGGGCAACCCCUUCCUGACAGUCAGUGACAACCUGAAGGUAUCCUUUCUCCUGCCCAAGCUCCGUAAGGUCAAUGGCAAGGAUGCUUCGUCCACUUCCUCUCAGGUGGAGAACUUGAACCGGGAGCUGACCAGCAGGGUCACAGCUCACUGGGAGAAGUUCAUGGCUGCGCUGAGCCCAGAGGAGGAGGCGGAGAAGGCCCAGGAGGACUUUGUGAGGUCUGCUGUCAGGGAUGUCCGCUAUGGGCCCGAGUCCCUCAGUGAAUUCACCCAGUGGCGGGUAUGUCCUCACCCCACUGUGCUGGGGGUCAGUUCUCCCAGCUUCUCACUGGCUCCUAUGCACUGUGCUGCCCUGGAGCCCAGGGCUAGGCCAGUGGCCUUGAAACGGUCAGAUGAUAUCCCACUCAACCUCUCUCCCAAGAAGCGAGUGUGCACCUCACCGUUGGCUCCAGUGGAGGGCAGCCCCGUGGGCUCUGAUGGCAGCCAGCCGGCCCUGAAGCUGGAGCCCCUGCACUUCCUGCAGUGCCACAGCAAGAACAACAGCCCGCGGGACCUGGAGACCCAGCUCUGGGCCUGCGCCUUCGAGCCGGCCUGGGAGGAGGGGCAUGCAGGGGCCACGUCCCAGACCGUGGCCACGUGUGGCGGGGAGGCCGUGUGUGUGAUAGACUGCCAGACGGGCAUCGUGCUGCACAAGUACAAGGCACCAGGCGAGGAGUUCUUCUCAGUGGCCUGGACAGCCUUGAUGGUGGUCACUCAGGCAGGCCACAAGAAGCGCUGGAGUGUGCUGGCAGCUGCAGGCCUGCGGGGCCUGGUCCGGCUGCUGCACGUGCGUGCCGGCUUCUGCUGCGGGGUCAUCCGGGCCCACAAGAAGGCCAUCGCCACCCUCUGCUUCAGCCCCACCCACGAGACCCACCUCUUCACGGCUUCCUAUGACAAGCGGAUCAUCCUCUGGGACAUUGGGGUGCCCAACCACGAUUACGAAUUCCAGGCCAGCCAGCUGCUCACGCUUGAUACCACUUCCAUCCCCCUGCGCCUCUGCCCGGUUGCCUCCUGCCCGGAUGCCUACCUGCUGGCUGGCUGCGAGGGUGGCUGCUGCUGCUGGGACGUGCGGCUGGACCAGCCUCAAAAGAAGAGGGUGUGUGAGGUGGAGUUCGUCUUCCCCGAGGGCCCCGAGGCAUCUAGACGGAGAGUGGAUGGGCUGGCGUUUGUGAAUGAGGAUGUCGUGGCCUCUAAGGGGAACAGCCCAGGCACCAUCUACCUGUGGAGCUGGGGCCAGACGUGGCUGGGCCGGGGCAGCCAGUCCACAGUGGCGGUAGUGGUCCUGGCUCGGCUGCAGUGGUCACCCACCGAGCUGGCCUACUUCUCACUCAGCACCUGUCCUGAUGAAGGGAUUGUGCUCUGUGGGGACGAGGAGGGCAACGUGUGGGUCUACGACGUCAGGCACAUCCUGAGGCAGCAGCCUCCGCUGCCGGCAGGCCUGCAGGCACCCACGCAGAUCCUGAAGUGGCCCCAGCCCUGGGCCCUUGGCCAGACGGUGACCAAGACCAUGGUGAACAUGGUGGUGGCCAACCCCACCUGUACCUACCUCACCGCUCUGACGGACUCCAACAUUGUAGCCAUAUGGAAGAGACAGUAGCCUCGAGCACAAGCUCUGCCUCUGCGCAGAGCACCAGGGACACAACUUAACUUAUUCAGCUUCUGGGCUCAUGAUGGGGAUCUUUUUAUCGGUGAAUAAAUUUUUAUUAAACUACUAUGUAAGAGAAGCCUGUGGUGAGCUGUUUGGGGGCCCUCUGGUAUUCCUACUUUGAGUAAGACAGGCAGACCUGGCAGCUGAGGCUUCUAGAGCAGAGACUCAUGGAACUACAUGGGUUUUCAGUUUCCUUCUGCUCAAGACUGCCUCCUUGGCAGCCGCCCAAGUUCCCAGUUGUUGUCAAGAAUGAGCUUGUUCCUGCCACCCUCCCAGACAGAAGCCUGGGUCUCUGGGUCAGUCUACUUUGAAAUGUGGCCCCAAAGUGGCUUUGACACAGGUCACCUGCCUCCACCGAGACUGACAAUCCAUUUGCUGUGAAGUCACCUCUCUCUGCUUCAGCCCACAUCCAGGUCUUUUCCCUGCCACACUUUAUUAGGAGGGUAAAACAAUCUAUGUACAGGACACGUCGGUGUCGGGGGGUGAGGGGCUCACUGGGAUAUCUACAAGGAGGCCCACAGCUGGGAGGAGCUGCUCUCCUCCACUUGGUGCCUGCAGAAGGGCCCGGUGCAGGACAGAACUCGCCAAACCAGACUCCUUCCAGCCCACUAUUCGAUUCCUUCUUGCUUGUCUUUGAUGGCCACCUGGGGAGGAAGAAGGCAGCACACUUAGCUGGAAUGGCCGGGGUGAGGAUGUUGGGAACGCAAGCCCAGCAUCCCUGACCAAGGUCUGACGGGAAACUACUGCCACGGCCUUUCUCCAGAGCACUGCCAGAACUGAACAGAGGC
Molecule: messenger RNA, 2768 nt
Organism: Ceratotherium simum simum (southern white rhinoceros)
Lineage: Eukaryota; Metazoa; Chordata; Mammalia; Perissodactyla; Rhinocerotidae
Source: RefSeq, a predicted model, not a curated record